This is a messenger RNA of Penaeus vannamei (Pacific white shrimp), 1098 nucleotides long. The record is from RefSeq and is a predicted model, not a curated record. Lineage: Eukaryota; Metazoa; Arthropoda; Malacostraca; Decapoda; Penaeidae.
AUGGAAAUCACCCAUGAAAUGGAGCAAGCCACAGAGCUGGAAACCUUUAAAACAUUUCAACAUGCAGUUGGCCAUGUGAAUCUCCAUGGUUUCACAGACAUGAUUUAUUUUGCAGAUGAAAACAGAGACAUAGAAGAUGCAGUGAAAAUGAAAGCCACAACAGAGAGGCAAAUUUUGGCUGAAAGCCGGAAUGAAGGGAAUGACACCAAAGCUCUUAGAAGGAUCAGCCUGUGGAAAGCAAGCCAGAUGGAUGGCUGUAAGCUGAGUUGGCGAUCCUGGAUUGUGCAGGCACUGCAGAAGUCUGUGAAUAGUGCUGAUGUGGAUCAGGCCUGCAAGCCACAUACUUUGGAGAUUCGCCACACAAUUAUGCCUAAUGCCCAAAUUUCAUUCUUUAUUUUAGUUGUGGAGAAGUUUACUGAGAACGUUCGCUUUUGCCUCAUUUGCAACUACCUUAGCAAAAUCAUUCCUGCCAUUCAGUCCCGCUGUACCCGCUUCAGAUUUGGCCCGUUGUCUUCAGAACAGAUCCUUCCUCGCCUCAAUCAUGUCAUUGAGGAAGAAAGUGUUCCAGUGACAGAGGAUGGAAAGAAGGCACUGCUAGCCCUUUCAGGAGGGGACAUGCGGAAGGUUCUAAACAUUUUACAGUCCACUGCCAUGGCUUAUAAUGAGGUCUCUGAGGAUAAUGUGUACACCUGUGUUGGUCACCCACUUCGUUCAGAUAUCACGAACAUCAUCAACUGGAUGCUGAAUGAAGAUUUCCAGCUUGCCUACAAAAAUGUUUCUGAACUAAAAACUGCCAAAGGACUUGCAUUACAAGACAUCCUGACAGAGAUUCAUACCUACAUUCACAGAAUUGAUUUUCCAGUAGAAGUAAGAAUUCAUCUUGUGGAACGGUUAUCAGACAUUGAAGUGCGGCUGUGCUCUGGUGCAUCAGAAAAAAUACAGUUGUCUGCAGUUCUGGCUGCCUUUGCCCAAGCAAAACAUAUGGUAGCAACCCAGGCAACUGCUUAGAAAUGUGUGGUGUUACGUAAAUAUAACUUUUGUAACUGUCUUUGUGUUCUGUAUUGAGAAAAGGAUAUCAAAUAAAAUCAUAGUCUAGAA